AUGACAACUAUAUUGGAUAUCCCGGGCAGCAACCCCCCAAAUGCCUUCUCCACGCCAAUCCAAGCCCUUCUAACCCUUAGCAAACACUCAUCAACGCCAGCGCCAGAUGAGACAGCCACCAACAUCGUCAACUCCGUGGCUUCCUCUUCAGACCCUGCGCACGCGCUCUGGGAACUCUGGGACGCCUUUUUUACGGCUGUCGCCACCUCUUCAACAUCGCACGAGCCUCUCCUCGCCCUCCUCGAUGCCCUCCAUGCGCAGCCGCCAACGCAGCUCAACGUACGCGCACGAUCCAAGGCAGAGCGACAGCUGAGCAGCUACAUCGGGGCCAAUGGAAAUAUACACUGGCAGACACUGCCACGGUUCAACGCGCAGUGGCGCGACGUGCAUGAUAUCCUCGAAGCCUGGCGCGACUGGGAUGGCGUGCGUGACUCGGGUGCGGGGGACAACUGGACUGUUAGUACGGUGGGUAGCAGCGGCGGAGAGUACUUUCUCCGCUUUUGCAUCUUCUCGGCUGCGCUGCUGAAAUCAACCAAAGGUAAAGACAUGAUGUAUCCUAUAUGGGUCUUCUAUGCGUGCCGCGACGUGCUGGAGCGUGAGGGGCCUCAGCCCUGUCCACCAAAAGCCCAUAGGAUGUCGUCGGAGCAGGUGUGGGCGCUGGAUGUCCGAGUAGCAGCGAUCUGGGUGCGGGAUGGGGGCCGGGCACUGUGGGAGGCGGACUAUGAGGGGCUGCGGCGGCACUGGGCGGCGGCCUUAGAUGAGAAGACGGAGUUGUGGCCGAGGGAGGAGGGGCUGACGCGGGAGCGGUGGCUAUUUUGGGGGGAUAGGCUACGGGCUUUAAGUAUGGAGGGAACCUUGGACAAGGAAACUGUGGCGGUGGUUAUAGAAGCUGCUGAAGUCGUUAGCGGCAUUUUAGUAGGAGACUCGAACUAG
Messenger RNA from Penicillium mononematosum, 933 nucleotides. Its product is annotated as DUF3632 domain-containing protein. The record is from RefSeq and is a predicted model, not a curated record. NCBI's taxonomy places the organism in Eukaryota, Fungi, Ascomycota, Eurotiomycetes, Eurotiales, Aspergillaceae. Bases 1 to 933 code for a protein of 310 amino acids. The transcript has a single exon.